AUGUCUGUCCAAGCUGAAUUUGAGGCGAACCAAGCCAAAUUGCAAAAAGAUAGCAAAGAAAUCGAGGAAUGGUGGUCCCAGCCACGUUGGGCCAACACCAAGAGAACAUACACUGCUAAAGAUAUUGCGCUUAGACGUGGAACACUCCCACCGCAUGAAUAUCCAUCCACUGUAAUGUCAAAGAAACUUUUUAACAUCUUAUCAAAACACCAUGCCAACAAGACUGUUUCUCAAACUUUUGGUGCCCUGGAUCCAGUCCAAAUCACACAAAUGUCCAAAUACCUGGAUACUAUCUAUGUUUCUGGUUGGCAAUGUUCCUCUACUGCCUCCACAUCUAAUGAACCAGGUCCAGAUUUGGCUGAUUAUCCAAUGGAUACUGUUCCAAACAAAGUAGAACAUCUGUUCAAAGCUCAGCAAUUCCAUGACCGUAAACAAUGGGAAGAACGAGUUACAGCUAAUAGUGCUGAAAACCUGGCUGCAAAGGGUCCGGCUAUUGAUUACUUGACUCCAAUUAUUGCAGAUGCAGAUGCCGGCCAUGGUGGUUUAACUGCAGUUUACAAAUUGACAAAAAUGUUUAUUGAACGUGGCGCUGCUGGUAUCCACAUGGAAGACCAAACUUCCACUAAUAAGAAAUGUGGUCACAUGGCUGGUAGAUGUGUGAUUCCUGUCCAAGAACAUAUUAACAGAUUGAUUACUAUUAGAAUGUGUGCUGAUGUCAUGAAUUCUGAAUUGAUUGUUGUCGCAAGAACUGAUUCGGAAGCGGCCACCUUAAUUUCUUCUACAAUUGACACUCGUGACCAUUACUUCAUUAUUGGUGCUACUAAUCCAAAAGUAGAAGAGUCCUUGGCUGAAACAUUGGAUAAAGCUAUCAUCAAUGGUGCUACUGCUGAACAAUUACAAUUUAUUGAAAAGAAAUGGAACGAAAAGGCCGGCCUAAAACUAUUCCACGAAGCCUUUGCUGACGAAGUCAACAGCGAUUCCACGUUAUCUGCUGUUGAAAAGAAAUCUUUAAUCGAUCAAUUUAAUUCUAAAGUUGGCCCAUUAAGUGAAAUCUCUCACCAUGACGCAUCCAAACUUGCUCAGCGUUUGAUUGGGCGUGAAAUUUACUUCAAUUGGGACCUACCAAGAGUAAGAGAAGGUUUAUACAGAUAUCGUGGUGGUACCCAAUGUGCAGUGAUGAGAGCUCGCGCAUUUGCUCCAUACGCUGAUCUAGUAUGGAUGGAAUCAAACUACCCAGAUUAUGAACAAGCUGUUGAAUUUGCCGAAGGUAUCAAAGCUAAGUAUCCACACCAGUGGUUGGCUUACAACUUAUCUCCAUCUUUCAACUGGCAAGCUGCCAUGUCUCCUGAAGAACAAUACACAUUUAUUGAUAGAUUGGGUCGAUUGGGUUAUAUCUGGCAGUUCAUUACCUUGGCAGGUCUACAUACUACCGCCUUAGCAAUCAAUAACUUCGCUAAAGAUUUUGCUAGGGACGGUAUGAAAGCAUAUGCUCAAAACGUUCAACAACGUGAAAUGGAUUGUGGUGUUGAUGUAUUAAAACACCAAAAAUGGUCAGGUGCAGAGUACAUAGAUGGUAUUCUAAAACUAGCUCAAGGUGGUGUUUCUGCUACUGCUGCCAUGGGUGAAGGUGUUACCGAAGACCAGUUUAAAAGCAAAUUAUAA
Arxiozyma heterogenica is the source of this 1662-nucleotide messenger RNA. RefSeq names its product isocitrate lyase 1 (gene ICL1). Gene Ontology annotation, molecular function: isocitrate lyase activity. The record is from RefSeq and is a predicted model, not a curated record. Gene Ontology annotation, biological process: carboxylic acid metabolic process. Lineage: Eukaryota; Fungi; Ascomycota; Saccharomycetes; Saccharomycetales; Saccharomycetaceae. The transcript has a single exon. The coding region runs from base 1 to 1662 and encodes 553 amino acids.